AUGACCUUGCACGCCCCGAAACGAGCCUGUGAUCAAUGUCACACAUUGAAAGAAAAGUGCCGACGCCUAAGUGCAACAUCCUCGUGCGAGCGAUGUGACCGCUUGAAUCAAUGCUGCAAGACAAUACGAAACCUUGCCAGACCCGGACGGAGGCCACGCGUUACAAGAAAGCUAUCCUAUAAUCUUCCACCCUCCAGCUGCAGCUCAGUCAUACGAAAUGCAAAGACACUCGACCUAUCUUCUUCCCAAAACACAUCCUAUCCUCACUUCUACCUCCCCUUCGACGAAGGUCUAUCCAGCAACCCAUCCCUAUUUCCCGAAUUAGACCAGUGGGAAAGACAUUUCCUGAAUUUGAUGAAAGACAUCGUCGCACCAUCCCCACUGGACAAAUAUCUAAUUGGACCGAGUUUCCACGAGUCGCACCACCGUCUGUUUGUGCAGAACCUACUCCGACCCGCUCCCACACCUAUAUUAAAAGACGCCACACUCGCUUGUACCGCCGUGCUUCUCGGAGACCAAUAUGCGCAAUACACCACGACAAGCGCGGAAGUUGGGCAUCGACGAGCUGCAUUGGCUGUGUCAGGACUGCGGUCAUUGAGAAUCUCCGAAGAGCAGGAUCUGGUGACUGCGCUCGUAGUUGGUGUGUCCAUGGUGACUUUUGCUAUGCAUGUUGCCGAUGGCCAGCCAUUUCUUAUAUCGCACUACACAUUGAACCUUGUCAAGCCGGUUUAUCAAACUAUCUUAGCCAUGAACCCUGGUAACAUGGACUUUUUGAUGUGCCUGGUUAGCACGGAGACUUUUGAGUGUCUGCUGAGGUCUGAGCUGCCGACUAUCCGCAUCGGUGAACAUGAUCGCUGCAAUGUUGUUGAUCGGUACCUUGGGGUUAGCUCGUCAAUCUUUGCUCAUUUGUAUGAUAUAUGUGGGGCAAGUCAUUUGAUGAAAGUGACCGGUGGGCGAAUGGAUAUGAAGAUGGUUGAGCGACUGAAAGCGAUACAAGAUUCGCUAGAGCAAUGGCAACCCCCCCCCCCACCGGAAAUUAUUGAAAGAUUCACUCAAUUGGAGAUUGUUGGUAUGCUCGCUCAGGCCGAGGUUCUCCGUCUUGCGGCUUUGCUUAUUGUACAUCGGAUACGCCAUCCCUUUGGAAAACGUCACAAGGAAGCAUUGCAGCUAUCCAGCACUAUUACCGCGAAGAUCGAUAUGGUCUUGCAAUCAAUAGGGCGCCCGAUACCAUGCGCAUCGCUUCCCUAUAUGGUUGCAUGCUUUGAGGUCACGAGGACUGAAGCGCGAGCCGCAGUCGUUGACAAGAUUCCCGAAGUCGUGACUUUCUCCAGAGAAUUGCAGCUUCAAGUAAGACGCUCCUUGUCAUUGGCAUGGGAUGCGAUGGAUAGUGGGGUCCAUAUCUACUGGUUUGAAAUAUGUGAUUAUAUACGCAAGACAUCUUGCACACGAACACACAUAUAA
Messenger RNA from Penicillium coprophilum, 1461 nucleotides. RefSeq names its product Zn(II)2Cys6 transcription factor domain-containing protein. The transcript has a single exon. Lineage: Eukaryota; Fungi; Ascomycota; Eurotiomycetes; Eurotiales; Aspergillaceae. The record is from RefSeq and is a predicted model, not a curated record. Gene Ontology annotation, biological process: regulation of DNA-templated transcription. The coding region runs from base 1 to 1461 and encodes 486 amino acids. Gene Ontology annotation, molecular function: zinc ion binding; DNA-binding transcription factor activity, RNA polymerase II-specific.